Molecule: messenger RNA, 5553 nt
Organism: Oncorhynchus tshawytscha (Chinook salmon)
Lineage: Eukaryota; Metazoa; Chordata; Actinopteri; Salmoniformes; Salmonidae
Product: ski-like protein
Exons: 8
Coding region: 314-2578 (754 amino acids)
Biological process (GO): negative regulation of BMP signaling pathway
Cellular component (GO): nucleus
Molecular function (GO): SMAD binding; RNA polymerase II cis-regulatory region sequence-specific DNA binding; DNA-binding transcription factor activity, RNA polymerase II-specific
Source: RefSeq, a predicted model, not a curated record
GAGGGAGAGGGAGAGAGAAGAGAGAGGGAGAGAGGGAGAGAAAGGGAGUUUGGAGAGGAUAUGAAUAUGAAUGGAGCUGUGCGCGUUGUCCUUGUUAGCUACGAAGGAGAAAAAACAGGGAAGCAGACAGAGACUUAGACUCAACAAUCUGAACAGAAACACUGCAGUCUCCACCAUGUACCUUUCUGAACACCAGAAGAUCUGGAACAUUUGAAAAGAUACUGACAAAACCCACAUAGACUACUCAACGGGGGACUAAUAGAUCCAAGUGAAGGGGGUAGUGGAAAGACUCAUCCGUAGCUCUAACUCUGACAUGGCCAGUACUCAGACGAGUCUGAAAACCCCAUUCAAAGACCUGACCUCGUUCAAGGGCAACAUGAAGCAGCUGUACCGUGAGAGAAUAGAAGACGUGCCCAUUAAGAAGAGGCUGAUGGCUGAGAUGAACCUGAAACGCCGAAACCUGGACCCUCUGCCCCCCCUGCCCUGGACCCCCAAGGUAAAGAGGGAGGCUGGGGAAGAGCAGACCCAGGACCGGGAGGUGGAUCCAGGCAUGACUAGAUCAAUAGAGAUGGACAGUAGGGGGGAGUUCCAGGUAUGUGGAGCAAAAGCUUUAGACCUGAGCCCCGGGCUGAAACACACGCUGGCAGCCUUCACUCUCAGCAGCGCGCGCUCUCUAGGGGGCCCAGCAGCCUUCUCAGCCCGCUCUGGCCACGAAGCAUCCUCCUCCGGCCCUGGUUCCUACCCUGGCAUGGCACCUCUACCCUCCCCUCCUGUGCUGGGAGGUAUACCCUUGCUGGUGCCCAGUGACAGCUCCACAGAACUCAGCCACUCCCUUCUCGAGGGAGAAUCCAUCUCGUGCUUUGCCGUCGGCGGGGAGAAACGCCUCUGCCUCCCCCAGGUGCUCAACUCGGUUCUCCGCCACUUCUCCUUGCAGCAGAUCAAUUCCGUGUGCGACGAGCUCUAUGUGUACUGCUCACGCUGCGACGGGGAACAGCUCCACAUACUCAAGGUGCUGGGUAUUUUACCCUUCAAUGCUCCGUCCUGCGGCCUCAUCACCUUAACUGACGCCCAACGCCUCUGCAACGCCCUCCUCCGCCCGGGGGCUGUCCUCCCCUCCGAACCCAUCACCAAGCUACCCGGCCAGGAGCUCCUCAAGGAGACGGAGGCCAGCUUCCAGGUGGAGCACCAGUGUCUGGGGAAAUGCCAGGGUCUGUUCGUUCCCCAAUUCUACGCCAAGCCCGAGUCGCCCUGUAUUCAGUGCGUGGAGUGCCAGCUGCUCUUCUCUCCGCAGAAGUUUGUGAUGCACUCUCACAAGUCGCCGGACAAGAGGACCUGUCACUGGGGCUUUGACUCGGCCAAAUGGCCGUGCUACCUGCAGCUGGGGAGGAAGUACCUGGGAACGGCAGAGGAGCCGCAGCUCAAACAGCUGUUGGAGGACAUGAAGGACAAGUUCCACUACAACCGAACCAGCGACAAAAAGGUGGUAGAAGAGGACGGCGAGGUGAGAAGAUCGUCUCCUCCAGAACCUCUAGCGUCUCUUAACAGUAAACUAGCCGACAACGACGCAGGGACCAAGGUUCAAGGCCAAGCCCAGGCUACUCUGGUGUUCCCCCACAUCAAGGAAGAGCCCAGUCACCCCAGUUACAACCUGUAUACAUAUGAUAAGAUGGUGGCUCCUAAUGUGUCUCUGAGGGAUCAGCCGGAGGUCAGCUCUGAGGUUCUGGGGGUGCUGCUCAAACACCACUACAGUAGGAGACUGGCCCUCGGCCACCAAGACACUGCUAUGGAUCUCCAUGCCUCUCCCCCUGCUCCUCCCGCUGUCAAUGACGCCAAGUCUCAGCAGCGCGUUGUUUCUACUGCCGACCGGGACCGCCAGCAGCCAGUUUCCAUGGAGACCAUCCCCAGCAACAAGAGUUCUUCUGCUGUAGCGAUGACCACGUCGGUAGCGGCGCCGGGGAGUAAAGAUGUCCUGUCUUCUGUCUGUGAGGACGACAAGGAAAGGAUCGUAGUGGAGAUCGUUCAGAUGUACAGCAGACAGCAGGAGAAGCUGCAUUCCACCCUGCACAACCAGCUGCAGCUAGAGAUGGAGUUGGAGGCGCUGCGUGGAGGCGAGGCUGUCAGGCUGCAGCAGCUGGCAGCAGAGCAGUGUGAGCUGCAGAGUGAGCUGGAGGCGGUGCACACUGAGCAUGCCCACAGGCUGGGGCAGGUGAGGGAGGAGCAGAGGGAGUUGGAGCACAGACUGGAACAGCUGAGGCAGCAGAGCUGUGUGUGUGACAACACACACCAGGAGGAACGCUAUGCUAACCAGCUUGCAGAGCUGCGCGGGAGGUUGGAUGGUGCGGAGGCUGACCGGGAUAAGCUCCAGGAAGAGUUGAGGAGUGAGCGGGAUGCCCGGGAGAAGCUGGAGAGAAUCAUCUCUCAGCUCCAACAGCAGAUGGGCCAGACGGCCUCCACCUCGGCCUCCUUCGUCACUACAGGGAGCCCCUCUCCGCCCCCCACCCCCUCCUCUCACCCCCCCCACACAGAGGGACACACCGCUGGCCCUGCCGAGCAGCAGAACGGCCAUGCUCAUAAGUAGAGGAACUUAAGAAAUGCCCCUUCUGUCUCUCUCACCUCCGUUCUUUUGCUGCGACUCCCUCCCUUCAUCCCUCACCCCCCUGCUGGGAGAGACGGCAGCCCUUCAGACACAGACAACCCCCUCCCUCACCAUGUGUACCCCCUUCUCCCCUAGGCUGCUUCUCUCAUGUUGAUUAUGGCAGCCCCCCGCACCUCUCUGAUUCAGAGGGGUUGGGUUAAAUGCGGACACAUUUCAGUUGAAUGCAUUCAGUUUUACAACUGACUAGGUAUCUCUCUCCCUCCUCCUCUUUAGUUUUUUGGAUAAGGAUUCCUGUUUGUUUAUUAAUUUAACACCACAUUAGUUUAAUGUUUUGGUUUACCCCCGCCCCCUGUCCGUAAACAGUAUUUCAACUUUUUGGGGAUAUAUAUGUUUGUUUUUUAAUUUAUAGUUUUACUGAAUGAACAAACGACUGCUUGGCAGACCGAUAGGAGUAGGAUGUUUUUAAGGACACUCUCCUCGCAUCCUCUCCUCCUUCCCUCGCAUCCUCUCCUCCUUCCCUCGCAUCCUCUCCUCCUUCCCUCGCAUCCUCUCUUCCUCCUUCCCUCCCUCCUUUAGAUUGUGGAUUUGAUGUGUUGUAGCCCACACUGCGUGUGGGAGGUCAGACAGACAGUUCUAUCCUGGCCCUGCCCCUUGACUCUGUUCUGAACUGCGGUUACACUAGCGUUGUCACUCAUUCUACUACUACCUGGCACGCCAACUGGAGCUGCUGGAGCUAAGAUGGCGCCCGCUUGGGUGUUCCCCAUCUCAUACAGACAGUCCAGUGCUCUGGCCCAGCUACUAGCCACACAGGAAAUUUUAUGGAUACACAUUUUCGUUUCACCUUUGUUUAAAAAAUAAAUAAAAAAUCCUUCUACACAUUACUUUCAAAUAAGCGAAAAGUGGUUUUGAGUUUGAGUGUUUGAUUUCCCUGUUAGCAACGGUUAGUGUGUCUUGCCACCCUCUCUCCUCUGUGAGACACUCUCUGUCCCAAAUAGUAGACUAUUCCCCGUAUGGUGCACUACUUUUGACAAAAGUAAUGCCCUAUUCCCUAUAUAGUAGUGCACAAUAUAGGGAGUAGGUUGUUAUUUGGGAUGCACACUCUGAGAGCUGCAGGGGCUAGCUGUCUGCCUGGGGGAAUAUGGGUCACAGGUGAAAGGAAUUAGUCCAGACUGACAUCUGAUCUGCCUGCCUAGGAUCCAGGGCCCUUCCUCUUUCCCCUUCACCUUAUUCCACCUCACUGAACAAACAGAGCCUUGCCUGGCUCAGGCAGGGAGGUACAGUCAGGCGAAGAGAGCGUGGCAGGGAAGAGAGGAAGGGAAGAGACCGUCAGGCGAAGAGAGCGUGGCAGGGAAGAGAGGAAGGGGAGAGACCGUCAGGCGGAGAGAGCGGGAACGCAGGGGGCAGACACCCUGUCAGGCUGGGUGGGCCGGGAGAGGGGAGACCCUUUUGUCUCAUCAGAAUGUGGGCAGCUGCCAUACCUCCCACACACACACACCAAAGCAAUGGCACAUCAGCCGGGGGUAGUGUGAUUUGUUGUGUAGAAGUCCAGGCGAACAGCACACCCAGCCCCAAUCACCUAGCUCACACAGAACGGAUUUAGCUGCCACAGGCAGACCCUAAGAGAGCAGGGAAGUCUUUUUAUAGCCCCCCUAGACCCUUAGAGCCAGGUUGCAUGUAAAUAGUUAUUUAAAAGAGGGCCUUGGUUUAAACUCUAAGCAUAUUUUUUAUGCAUCUGCUAUACAUGCAAAUUGGUAGACAUUCCACUGUGCUCGGACUUUUCAAUGCAGAUCUCUAAAGAAAGAGUUCCCUUUAGAACCGAGUUUACACCAUGCCCUGACACAGUACUUAUAAUAUAGUAGGACUUAUUUUGUUAUUAAGCAGCAACGUUUAAACAAAGCUUCAAAACCCGCUAUUUUCAUGAGGACAAAAAACACCCCACAAAACUACAACUAAACGACCGCCCUGGGUGUCUGAUGUGAAAUUCAGUUACAUGCAGAACAAAUCCAAUCCAUUCUGCUCUACCGACGGUUGUUCCAUAAACUUUUUUGGAAAUUAUUUUGAGGGGAGAAAAAUAUAUUUAAUGUAUCAACUAAAGAUUUAUAUUCACUUUGUACAUACAUUAGUAAUUUAAUAUAUUAACUAUGCCAUGGGAUAAUAUUCUAAAGGUUAUUAUAAAAUUGACUGGACCAGGCAAGGCCGACGCUCUAAAAACAUCCGUUAUGUUUCUGUUGCCUGAGUCUUUGAAAAAUGCAGAUUUGACUUGUCGUUUACUCUGCUAAAGGAACACUCCGCAAUAUAACGUCAUCGUACGCAGCAGACAGACUUCUUGUUUACCGUUAUCAACAAUAGCAGAAUUCAAGACUGAUUGGCUGUUAACAGUUAUUUUUUACGGCAUUCCUACAUUGGGACUAACGGAUAGUGGCUGUCUUGGCAGAUUAGAAUGUAUUGUUGUCGCUCCGCUGUGUACACUGAUAUUGUGGGGCGCACUUUUUUAAAAGGGUGUAAAAUUGCUGUUGAAGUGCAUGGUGUUCGGAUACGACCGCAGGGCUGAAUAGGAAAGGAAGUACGUCGUUACAGUACUUCCCAGACCUGAUUACCUUGAUUUGUUUAUUUCGUGGAUGAUUUCACCCUGAUAGACUUGACGUAAUCCUAAUGUAUACGCUUUCGCUCUUAAUCCAUUUUUCGUACACUAAACCACAUCCCCAGACAAAUUUGAAUAUGCACCGAACAUGUUUAUAUUUUUAAAAACUAAAUUUGAAAACAAAACAAAAAAACAAAGGUUUGCAUGUAACUAAGUAAAUGGAUUCCCUUUAAUAUGGUUUGUUAGUUUAAUGAUAUCUGACUUAAUAUGUUUAUGGUAGUACACAAACAAUUCGUUUUUAUAAGUGACACUAUUCGUUAGUGCCCAUAGGGCUCUGGUAAAAAAAAAAAAAUGGUGCACUAUAUACGGAAUAGCG